UCUCGCCAUCUCGCCAUCGCACCAUCACAUCCUGAUUCUCCGGCCCUCAUCUGUCGCUUCGAUCGCCCCUAUGCCCUCCGGAACCCCCUACAAACGCACAUCCCUGCUCUCGGCCCCGUCCUUCGACCCCCCCAGUCGCCGAGAUGAACCCGGCCCUGAGAACCUGCCGCCCAUUUUCCUCACCACCCCGCAGAGCAGCCGUCGCCAGAGCCAGGUGCUGUGGCCACGGGUCGUUUCCAGCGAGGCGAGCAUCCCGCUGUUCCCGGUGCCAUCGACGCCCACCCAGGGCUCCAAGAUCUUCCCGCCCGAAGGUGGAAGCCCCCUUUCUCAAGCGAGCCAAGCAUCUUAUGAAUAUGGGGACCGGGAUCUGUCCUUUUCCCAGCGGCGCCGCUCGAUCCGGCUCGACUUCUUCUCCGACAGCGAGUCCGAGUCCGACUCGGAAAGCUCGCAGCUCAGCCUGCCGCAAGAGUAUCCCGUCGACCUCCGCUUCGAUGAGUCCAUUGCCCAGUCUUCGCUCUCGUUGGCUCUGUCCGGCAGCUCUGAAUCAUCCGACUCGAUCGAGGACGACGCCGAACUGAUCAAAACAUGGAAUCUGGACCAUCUCGAAAGCGAAUUCCAGAAGCAUGUUCGUUUGGGCUGGCCCAUCCCGUCCCUCGAUAUCCAGGGGCACAUCCCCUCCGAGUCCAGGAUGAAGCGAUCACCGUCGAUCCUGUCGAUCCUGCAGCCGCGGUGCUACUUUUACUCGUCCGCUCUUGGUGUGGCUCAGACCGAUGGCCUUUUGGGGCUGGCUGGAGACGAUGGCACCUGGCUGAGAAGCCGGGCCGACGAAGGAACCUUCUGGAUCGACAUUCAACAGCCCACGCCCGAAGAAUACGAUCUGCUCGAGAAGGUCUUUGACAUCCAUCCUCUGACUCUCGAAGACAUCCAACAGGACGAACUGCGGCGAGAAAAGUGCGAUCUGUUUGACAACUACUUUGUCAUCAUCACCAGAGUCAUUGAUCAGUACGACAGUCGGCCUCGCCUUCUGAAGCCAAUACCCGUCGCGAUCAUCGUCCUCGACGGCUGCAUCAUCAGCAUCCAUCCGGAGCCAAUUCCGCACUGUCAAAACGUCGUCCAGCGUCUGGGCAUCAUUCACACACACAACCAGAACCUGGUGAAGGACCAGAUCACAGCAUACUUUGAGCCCACCUGGAUUGCAUACCUGCUUCUCGAUCAAAUCCUCAAUUCAUUCGAGCCACUGAUUCAAUCGCUCGAUGUCGAAACCGACGCUAUCGAGGAACUGCUCGCGCGCGACACUCUCCGCAAUUCGAGCAUCCUUCUCGUACGAAUUCACUCGGCUCGCAAGCGUGCCACUCUGCUCAUGCGCCUCUUUAUCGAGAAGGUGCACAUCUCGCGCAUUGUCCGGAAGAAAUGCAGCGCCGACUGGUUCCAGGACGAGCUAGAGUUGUACUUUGAAGGCGCAGAGGACCGAGCCGCUUGCAUGAUGCAGUCUUUGAUAAACUACGACGACCUACUGACGGCCCACUACAGCACAUAUCUCUCGCUGCUGAAUAAUCAUAUCACGGCAUCAGCACAGCUGGUUGCGAGGACGAUGCAGAACCUCACCGCCGUUGGCUGCAUCGUCGUUCCGCUCACACUAUUCACAGGGAUAAUGAGCAUGAACGUCUAUGUCCCAGGCGAGGAGGAGGACACACUGGUGCACUGGCAGAUGUGCAUCGCGCUUUUGGCCGUUCUUGCCUGCUUGCUUUCCUUCCUUGCGCUUUGGGCGACUUGGGGAAUAGGGAAGAAGCGUCGGACGCUGUAGUUUCGUUGACCACUGCAUCUCGGUCGAGACGAGGAGGCACAUCCGUCACUGCCGAGAAUCCAGAGGCCGAUCCUGUUCGAUCGAGCCUUGGCCGAUCAAGACAAAGUAUAUAUAUUUUGGGGCUCCAUAGGACACACAUGGAGGCGGGC
Polychytrium aggregatum is the source of this 1953-nucleotide messenger RNA. RefSeq lists its product as uncharacterized. NCBI's taxonomy places the organism in Eukaryota, Fungi, Chytridiomycota, Chytridiomycetes, Polychytriales. Gene Ontology annotation, molecular function: magnesium ion transmembrane transporter activity. Bases 71 to 1804 code for a protein of 577 amino acids. The record is from RefSeq and is a predicted model, not a curated record. Gene Ontology annotation, cellular component: membrane. Gene Ontology annotation, biological process: intracellular magnesium ion homeostasis; magnesium ion transmembrane transport. The transcript is spliced from 7 exons.